This is a messenger RNA of Talaromyces stipitatus ATCC 10500, 1089 nucleotides long. RefSeq names its product nucleosome binding protein (Nhp6a), putative. The transcript is spliced from 5 exons. NCBI's taxonomy places the organism in Eukaryota, Fungi, Ascomycota, Eurotiomycetes, Eurotiales, Trichocomaceae. The coding region runs from base 318 to 629 and encodes 103 amino acids. The record is from RefSeq and is a predicted model, not a curated record.
AAACAUCCCUCAUAUAAUUUUCGUGUCCGCCAAUAUCUUCCACCUUCCAUUGCCCUCCCCCCCACGUCUUUUCUCGUUCUUUUCCAUUUGAUUCACGCGUCUUUUGAUUUGCAAUUGCUUCAUUUUCGCUCCUGGUCGCGCCUCGUCGCCUUCACUCUGCGCUUUCCUCUUGUCAUUACCCUAACCACUCCAUCACCCACCACUAUUAUUCAUUGACACGAAAUUAUCGAUUUACUGAAUUUUGAAAGUUUGAAUCUCCUUUCUCGUUCAAAUUGGCUCUUUUCCAUCCCCAUCGCUUCCGAUAAUCAAGAAUCAAGAUGCCCAAGGAAAAAACAACCACCCGCAAGACCAAGCCCCGCAGCGAGAAGAGAAAGAAGGACCCUAACGCCCCUAAGCGCGGUCUCUCUGCUUACAUGUUCUUUGCCAACGAGAACCGUGAACGUGUCCGAGAUGAGAACCCCGGCAUUGCCUUUGGCGCCCUUGGUCGCAAGCUCGGUGAGCUGUGGAAGGGAUUGAGCGAUGCUGAGCGAAAGCCAUACGAAGACAAGGCUGCUGCCGACAAGAAGCGUUACGAGGACCAGAAGGCCAGCUAUUUGGCUGGUGGCGAUGAAGAGGAAGAAUCCUCCUAAACCAUUUCUUUAUUCUCUUCUCUUCCAACUCAACUGAGAAAAACAAAAAGGAACACAAUCAUCCCUCAGUGUAUGAUUAUAUUUGAUUAGGGAAAAUUUUCUUUUUCCAUUCGUCGGCUGAUAUAGUUUCUUCCUGGUUUUCUCGCUAUGAUACUGCUAGUCUAUGGCUCGGUUUUCCUGACGUUUUCUCUUUUUUAUCUAAUCUCUGGUCUCUUCGGUAUGGGCUGACGGGGUUCUUUGUGUUCGUUCUACACGUGGUUGUUUUCGUUGUUUUGUUUUCGUGAUGCAUUUUUAUUUUCCUCAAUUGUUCUUGCGCGAGGGGUUUUAAAGUCAAAUAUGGAAAUCUUUGUUGUCUUUUCAUAUCUCCGUAUACAUAAAUCAACCUUGAAUCGUAAGAAGCAAGUUUUAAAAAGGGAAGUAAUAGGGUUAUAAAAGAUUAUAAUUGAAUUUGUGCUUCUGU